AUGUUUCUGCGAUCGUUUUUUUGUUUUAGUGUUUUCUUGCUAAGCGUGGUUUGUGUGGUUGCUGCUGAGGCACCAAAAGCAGCUGAAGAGAAAGUAGCUAGUCCUGUUGAAGAACCUGGUAAAAAUGGUGAGAACGGUGGUCCUAAAGGUUCUGAAAAUGAUUCUGCUGAACAUGCUGCUGGUGAAGCUGCUUGUCCUCCUGGCUCUAGUGGCGAUAAGUGUACUCAUCCUCCAACUCCUGGGCAACAACCUGGACUAACUACACCAGAAGAGCCUGCUGCUCCCUCUGCUUCGGCUCCCCAUGGUACUGUUGAUGAAGCAGGUGAUGUUAAGGAUAAUACUUCAUCCUCUGAUUCUCCUUCUACAUCUGAUAAAGCUGCCGAGGGGAGUGGAGUUACCUCUCCUGCUCACUCACAGACUGGAGACAGUGUAUCAAGUGGAAGUGAAGCAACACAAUCAUCUUCUUCCAGCGGUUUAGGCACAGAGGGUGCCGGUGGAGAUAACACUGGAACGACUGAGAAUGGAAGUACAUCCGCAGAAGGUGAGUCACCAAGCACCCAAGAAGGUGAUAUGGGUAAUACAGAAACCACCACCACCACCACCACUACCACAACAACAACAACAACACUUCCUCCUGAACUCUCAAACAACAAGAAGGGUGAUGCAGACAGCAGCAGCAGUAUCAGCAGUUCUCUGUGGGUGCGUGUACCACUACUGAUUGUGGUUACACUGGCCUGUAUUCUUGUGUGCUGA
Messenger RNA from Trypanosoma theileri, 753 nucleotides. RefSeq lists its product as uncharacterized. NCBI's taxonomy places the organism in Eukaryota, Euglenozoa, Kinetoplastea, Trypanosomatida, Trypanosomatidae. The transcript has a single exon. The coding region runs from base 1 to 753 and encodes 250 amino acids. The record is from RefSeq and is a predicted model, not a curated record.